Molecule: messenger RNA, 912 nt
Organism: Lactuca virosa
Lineage: Eukaryota; Viridiplantae; Streptophyta; Magnoliopsida; Asterales; Asteraceae
Source: the annotation of a GenBank genome assembly
AUGAAGAUAGGCUCAAAAUCCAUGAUGAAAAAGAAGAAGAGCGAGAUCAACUCUUUAUGGCAAGUGAACACAGGCAUGGUGAAAGUAGUGGAUACGAAAGAGGAAAUUGAGGAAAAUAUGAAAGAGGUGGAAGAGGUCGAGGAAGAUGAAAAGGUCGAGGUUGAAGGAGGGAGGGUUGAACCAACAUUUGGUAUCAGAGCUCUCAAGUUGGGUAUCGGGCUGAAGGAGGGAGGGUUGAACCAACAGUCUCUACCUGACAUCCCAAAGAACAUGGUCGAUUGCUUGCUUAAUGGUGUGAGUGAGGGUCUUUUAUAUGUCACGCUUGUGGAAGAAAGCCUCAACGCUACUGAUCAUGAUCAUGUAAGCAUUCAAAAGGCAGCUGAAACUUUGUGGGUAGAUGUUGAAGUGUACCACAAAUGGUUAGGAACUAAGCUACCAAAUCCUAUGUCUAAAAUGAAUACACCGGGAGAUAUUCUUCAAUGGUUAAGGGAUAAGGCUAAGAAUAAGGUCAACAAGGUGGAAAGUAUGGAUAUCAGAAGCCGAAGUUAUGGUUAUAAAUACAUGUCUAUUUGUGCCAAUUCAAUGUAUUGUAUCACUGAGACAAUCUUGCUCAACUAUCACGACAACAUUGAGCAGGUUAGCCAAGAGGAACUAUUUGCACAUGUAUCAUCAAGGAUCGCUGAUAUAAUAGCUGCUUGUCUCACCAAUUUACCCCAAGUCAUUCUAAUGAAAUGCCAUGAAAUUGUUAUAGAGAAAAGGGAGGCGAGUGUCCAAGUUGCAACUCAACUUCUUGGUGAGACUAAACAGAUAAUCAUCAGACUUCGAGAUCAUGAACUUCCAAGCUUAAUGAAUCCAUACGAGUUGGCGUUUAUCGACAAGUGGUGUGCUUACUUAGAGAAUUUGUUUCCUUGA